Paracoccidioides brasiliensis Pb18 is the source of this 483-nucleotide messenger RNA. RefSeq lists its product as uncharacterized. Bases 1 to 483 code for a protein of 160 amino acids. The record is from RefSeq and is a predicted model, not a curated record. The transcript has 2 exons.
AUGGCCUGUCAACUAUUUCCUUCUACUCUAGACGUUGUCCGUGGAAUCGCCCGUCCUCCACCAAGUCUCUCCGUAACGAGAUCAGAUGGUCUUACUCUGCCGACCACUCUUACUUCAGGGAAUGGAGGGCUUGUCAGCACGGUGCCAGGCCCUGUCGCCGGGACCGUCAAACACUUCUACCGAUCAAGCGGGAGCAGAGGUAGAUCAACCUGGCGAAAGGAGAGGCGGUGGUGGGAUCGAAGAAAGAAGCAGAGGGGCAAAGCUGCGGAAAUAGGGGCAAUCGAAUCUUCUCUCGCGCCCUUUAAACUCCUAUUUCCACAAAGCACUAAUAAAGCGAAAAUUCGUCUAGCAAGCAAGCAAGCAGCAGCAGCAGCAGGGGCAGCAGCAAGCAGCAAAUGCAUAACCUUGGAAGCAGUGGUCUGCUCCAAGGAGAUCGGGAGGGCAGGUCCCAGUGCAUGCAGUCAACAGGAACACCUCGCUUAA